Molecule: messenger RNA, 771 nt
Organism: Sordaria macrospora k-hell
Lineage: Eukaryota; Fungi; Ascomycota; Sordariomycetes; Sordariales; Sordariaceae
Source: RefSeq, a predicted model, not a curated record
AUGCACGACAACCGAACCCACCCCCUCCUCCAACAACUCCCCCUAACCGUCUCCCCCUUCGUCUCCCUCCCGUCCUCCGCCACGCUCCCCUACACCUACAAGCCCAUGCCCAGCGCCUUACCACCCUCCACAUCCGGCGUCGGCAUCGGCGUCGGCAUCGGCGUUGGCGUCAACACUUCCAGCCAAAACCACUCCUCCUCAGAAGGAAACGACCCAACAACAACAACAACAACAACAACAACAACAACAACAACAACAACAUCCACGUCCUCCUCCAACCUCAACAAGCCAAAAUACAUCAUCUCCCCCACCUCCGGCCACGCCGCCCACCCAGACGACAUCAUCGCCUCUUGCCAAGCUCUGCAAGCGCACGUCGCAAAGCUACAAUCAGACGCAGGCGCGGAACUCAAAGCUCUGGAGGAGAGGAUCAAGAAGAGGGAAUUGGCGGAGAAGAGACGGGUGGCGCCGGGGUGGCUGGAUAGUGAGGCUAGGCUGUUGGAGCCGGAGCGGAAAGGUGGGCUUUCCAAGAGAGGGAACGGGGCCAGUUUGUUGGAUGCGCAAGAUGGCGAGGGUGACGAGCAGCAAGGAGGAAAUGGGGGGAAGGAUGGGGGUAUUGCUGGGUUAACUCAACGGUUCAGCGCGCAAGGGUUCGGAUUGGGGCAGGCUGGUUAUGGAGGACAAGGAAACGGGGGGCCAACUGAGAUGGCGGUGCCAGAUCAAGGGGAGGAACUGGAUAGGACAUUUGGGGUUGUCGGGAUGGGUCAAAGAUGA